AUGCCGACCGUGCCACUACUGAGCUCCAAGUUCACCGGCCACCACCCUCCCACACCCCCACCUACGAUCUCCACUGCCAGUCCUCCACCCCCUAACUUGCCACCCUCUCUGCCACCUCCCCCCCACUUCCCACUACAGCAACUCCCUCCUACCACCAGCAACCCAACCACAUUCCGCCCACCUGCCCACGAGCGAAACACUCACUCACCAAUCCCACUUACCAGUACCCACUGGAGUCUAAAGAAGCCAUAG
This is a messenger RNA of Procambarus clarkii (red swamp crayfish), 252 nucleotides long. NCBI's taxonomy places the organism in Eukaryota, Metazoa, Arthropoda, Malacostraca, Decapoda, Cambaridae. The record is from RefSeq and is a predicted model, not a curated record.